Molecule: messenger RNA, 1050 nt
Organism: Vanrija pseudolonga
Lineage: Eukaryota; Fungi; Basidiomycota; Tremellomycetes; Trichosporonales; Trichosporonaceae
Exons: 1
Coding region: 1-1050 (349 amino acids)
Source: RefSeq, a predicted model, not a curated record
AUGACGUCGCUAGACCACACGGCCUACCCCAACAUCAUCGACACCAUCAUCAAUGCCGCGCCUCUCGCGACACUCCUAGCUCUCCGUGGCACCUGCAGAACCUUCCGCGACCGCAUCGACAGACACAUGUUUUACCACGUCGAGCUCGACAACCUCGAGGGCGGCGAGGUCUGCCUCGUCACUGCCAACACUGCCUUCCAGCCCACGCCUACCCGGCAUCUCCCGUUCCGCGCUUCGCGCGUCCGUGUCGCCGAUCAGGUAUCCCAGACGCCCGCGCCGGUAAUCACCCACAACCCCUUUACCGCGUUCACGAAACUGCACACCCUCCGACGCCGCGAGUACAGCGUCUGGGCCGACGACGCGUUCUGCUUCACCGAGGUGAAGACGCUGGUCGACUUCAUCGAUAUCAAGAUAUAUAUUCCUGACCAUGAGCUUUCGACAAAACUCAUGGCCGACUGCAUCCGCCGAAACGAAAUCGAACGACUCCGCUGCUUAUCUGGGUCCACCGCCCCGGUCAUCCCGAAGCUCUACUCCACAGGGGAACGUCCUACAGGGACGAUCGUCCAGUGCCCACCGCCCAAGAUGCGGCGGUACGUCAUGCACGUGCGCCACGACAAGGCGGAGGAGUCGCUGCCGUCGAGAUUCGGGCAGAUAAUCUACCGUCGCCUGGGCUCGCAUGCGCGUGCGCGCGGCAUUGUGAUCGCAGAGUUUGUGGUCGUGUUCCAUCGGUCACUGGCUCCUCCGCACGACGCGACACGACUGUCAGACCAGAUUGAGAAUUUCAUCAACUGGAUCGUCAGUAGCGACGAGAUGGAGAGGGACUUUAGGCCGGUGAAGACGCCGUUCAUGCGGAAGACGGGGUUCACGCUGGAGACAGCGUACACGAUUGAGACGGAGUUCACGCUCGUGGGUUUCAACACCACUCCUGGCGAGCACAGCCCGGUCCGUGCCCUGCGGAGUACCCGGUGCUUGACGAUGGAACAGUGGUUGGACACCUUGGGCGACCGUCGCGAGAUUGAGGGGACGUGGGGCGGCCCCUCAGUGUACUGA